CUACCAAAUUCUUGCUAAAUUUCUGCGGUUUCGUGCAGUCUGUGCUUCGUUUGAGACUUCAAUAAUAGUUUCACAAUCUGCUUUCUCCUUUUCUAUUUUUGAUUUUGGGUCGUUUGAAGGAAGUUAGGGUUGGGAGUGAAAACGCUAUGGAGUGUGUGUUGGAAUUUUUUAAGGGUCCUGACUCCAUUCCUCCUCCUAAUUUAUGCAGAAAUUGAGGAAAUGUCUUCAGAAGGGACAAUGAGUGUAGUAGGAAGUGAGGUGAUGCCCAUGGAGUAUGGUGGCAUGGAUUCGGAGAGUAGUCCGUCUCCAUCUAGUUCGGAGAGAACCGUGGAGGAAAGGAGGGAGGGGAGGGUAGGGGAAGAGGAGGAAGAAGAAAUUCCCUCAAAUAUACUAGAGGUUGAGGGUAAUGUGAGUAGGUGUUACGACCCUGAUUUAGACAUAGUGUCUGAGGUGAAAGGGCCUACUGGGGUGAAUGAGAGAGCAUGCUCAGCACCCCAAGACCACUGGAUGCCCAUGUAUGUCCAUUAUUUGGCUGCAGAGCUUAGGUUCCCCAUUCCAGAAUUACUGGGUGGGGGCAAGGGUGAGAAGGGGUGGUACUACUUCGGCCCUCGGUCGUCCAGCAAAGAGAAUAUGAGUUUAUUCACUGCUGGACCGUCAUCCAUUAAAGGAUGGAAAGAAAAAUUCUUCUUUGUGGAUGACAUCGAGUGGAGUAAGAGGGACGCCAAAGUAGAACAAUUGUCUGCUUGGAAAGCUAAGAAGACCAAGCAGAACAAUUAUAAGUUGAAUGAGGAUGAAGUAGAAGAGGUGGGGAAGUUGGUGAGGGAAGAAGGGGAGUUAAUGGAUAUCAUGUACCUCACCAGCGCAGAGGCGAUAAAGGCUGCCGAGCUUUAUGGGCCAAGCUCAUUGAGCGAAGCUAAGAUGGAUAGCUUUCUUAACACUGCUGGAGGCACUUCUGCUCAGGCUCUGGAGAUGCAACAAAGGCCAGAGCCUAUGAGGAGAAACAAUGAGGAAGUGAGUGAGGAGGUGGCGCCACUUCAGAAGAAGAAGAGGAGGGUGGCAGAGCCAGAGGCUAGGAGGGAUGAGGUGGUAGAGUUCGUGCCUCGGCCUUCUCCUCCUGAAGUUGAUCCUGCAGUCAGGGAGAGGGAGGAGGCCGAGGUGCGAGGCCCUGGCAAAGGCAAAGAACUCAUCCCUCCUCCUUCGUUCCAGAAGAGUUUGUUCGAGGCAACAAACACCACUGGAGCGAAGGUCGAUCGGAGUCUGAAACAUGGAUCCAAGGUCCCCAGUGCUAGAUCAAGUCGAAAAGUCGUCAAGGUUAACCAAAUUUUUUGGAUCAAAUGUCAGAUUUGCACUAUUGGAGAACUGUCCCACAAAGAGAACGUCGGCUAGCCCCUUCAAUCGGACGAUGAUGGCAUGAAUAGCGAGAAGGAGAAAGGGAAAGGAUACGAGAGAGAAGAGAGAAAAGGGAAAUGAAUUUUGGCGAAGGUUGGAGUCAAACUAGAUUUGGGAGAGGGAAAUAUUUAGGUUUAGUUGGGGAGGGAAACUCGGAAUGUAGAGAAGGAAAAUUGGGGAAAAUGUGGAGGGAAGUGAAAAUAAGGACAGCCGGCUAAA
Rubroshorea leprosula is the source of this 1608-nucleotide messenger RNA. NCBI's taxonomy places the organism in Eukaryota, Viridiplantae, Streptophyta, Magnoliopsida, Malvales, Dipterocarpaceae. The record is from the annotation of a GenBank genome assembly.